UUAGUGAAGUUGAGAUUUACUUUCAGUUUGAGGCAAAGGAAGAUAAUUUUAGAAAUUUUAUAUUGAGAAGCCUGAUUUACUUUUUGUAUUUUAAAUGCCAUAAACAAAUUAAAAUGUGUAACUUAACCAAGGGGCUGAAAACUUUUGCAACCCACUGUACGUAGACGCCGCAUGGACUGCCGCUGCCUGUUGGAGCUGACGUAUCAGUGUGGCUGCCAUCUUAGAUGGCUCCCUAUUGCUUUUAUUUGUACUGCGGAAGGUGUAUCCCCAAAUACAGUAAUCCGUAACUCCCCUGAUUUUUACCUGAUUUUCGCACGGUUUGGUUUAUUAAUAACAGCAGAGAUUCAGUAAAAGUACAGGAUGCGGUCACAUUAAAAAUGCGUUCUUUCAUGCUGAAAGACUUUGUCUUAUGCUCUUUAACAAAGACAUAUGGUAUGGCAUAUAGAUAAAUGAAUUAAUUUUAUAAUUUAGUAAAUAAACAAGUUUGGAUUGUUCAUUUGAAUUUGCUCACCAGGUUUUGCUACAAAGAUGAACUUUAUUUUUCAAGGCCAGGAAAAGAAACAAUAUAAUUCCAGGUCAUUCCAGGGUCUUAAACUACCUUCUUUGGCUUGCAACUGGGGCUGGAGAACUAAAACCUUUGAAAAAAAGAUUUGUUUUGCACAGCUUCUUGUGUGUUCUGGCAUUCUGUAACACCAGUGUAGUUAAUUUUGAGAUGUGUUAUUUCACAGCCUUACUUUGUGAAAUACAGACACCACAACACACACACAUUGCCUCAAUUCGGAUGAUGGACUGUCUUAGUGUACAUAAACAAUCAAAUGUAAUGUGUGCCAUUAUUACAGUCAACAAGUAAUAAUUGUGGAUUAAUUGCUGUAUUUUUGUCUGAGGUGAUUGGGUGUGAAGAUAAUUUCAUUGUACUUCUAUCAAUUUAUCUACAAAUGACAGAAGCAUGAAAUGAUGGUUCUCAAUUCCAAAUUGGGUUUCUGUAAUGUGCUCCCCAAGUAAGAACACAUCCUCUGAAGGACACACUGACACCUUGUUCUCUGUGUGUUUUGGUGAAUCGCGUUCUGCUGCUCUGACCACCUUCACUGGUCCCUCUGAGGGGAUCAUCAGCCCAGAUGGAAACAGCUAAUGAGAGAGAGAACCAGUUCCUGCUGUAUUAACAUUACAGAUGUCGGCGUGAACCUGACGGACCCGGUAUUCAGAGGAGUCCACAGAGGGAAGCAGAAGCAUGACGAUGAUUUUGAUCAGAUCAUCGACAGAGCCAUCACAGUUGGCGUGGAAAAGUUCAUGAUCACGGGAGGAAGUUUGGAGGACAGCAGGGCGGCUGUCGCACUGGCUCAGACCAGAGAUGAGUUCUUCUGCACUGUUGGCUGCCAUCCAACCCGCUGUGGUGAGUUCGAGGAACAUGGGGCAUCCCAGUACUUUUCCGGACUGAGGGAGCUGGUGACAGCGAACAGAGGAAAGGUGGUGGCCAUUGGAGAGUGUGGUUUAGAUUUUGACAGGUUGGAAUUUUGUCCAAAAGAAACUCAGCUCAAAUUCUUUGAGCAGCAGUUUGAUCUCGCAGAGGAGUUCAGGUUGCCGAUGUUCUUCCACUGCAGGAACUCCCAUCAGGAUUUUAUCGACAUUGUGAAGAGAAAUCGAGACCGAUGUGUCGGAGCAGUGGUCCACUCGUUUGACGGGAAUCCAGAAGACGCUGUAGCACUCGUUGACCUCGACCUCUACAUCGGAAUUAACGGAUGUUCCUUAAAAACGUCAGCAAACAUCGACGCAAUGAAGUCUAUUCCUGCUGAGAGACUCAUGAUAGAAACAGACGCUCCGUGGUGUGGCGUGAAGAACACUCACGCAGGCUCCAAAUAUGUUAAGACAACAUUUCCCACAAAGAAAAAAUGGGAGGCAGGACACUGUCUGAAGGACAGGAACGAGCCCUGUCACAUCAUACAAGUUCUGGAGGUGUUGGCGGCAGCGAGGGAGGAGGACCCGGCGGAACUGGCCAACACCAUCUACAACAACACCAUCAAAGUCUUCUUCACCUCCACUUGAUAUAGUCGGGCAGAUCGGUGGAACAAUUGUGGGUUCAUACAUAAAAGCAUGACAGUUGGCACAUGCCUCCAUGUA
This is a messenger RNA of Thalassophryne amazonica, 2115 nucleotides long. It is a transcript of the gene tatdn1, whose product is annotated as TatD DNase domain containing 1. NCBI's taxonomy places the organism in Eukaryota, Metazoa, Chordata, Actinopteri, Batrachoidiformes, Batrachoididae. Gene Ontology annotation, cellular component: cytosol. Gene Ontology annotation, molecular function: 3'-5'-DNA exonuclease activity. The transcript has 12 exons. The coding region runs from base 1129 to 2040 and encodes 303 amino acids. The record is from RefSeq and is a predicted model, not a curated record.